Carica papaya (papaya) is the source of this 2732-nucleotide messenger RNA. NCBI's taxonomy places the organism in Eukaryota, Viridiplantae, Streptophyta, Magnoliopsida, Brassicales, Caricaceae. The record is from RefSeq and is a predicted model, not a curated record.
GUGGAAUAAAUGGAUCAAUACCCGGACUCGUUUCCAAUUUAAAGUGAUUCCAAUCUGGUUUGUCACCUUCUUUGAGAGAAAGGUUUGAGUGGCUACGAGUCUGUCAAAGAAGUACAGCUCCAUUUCCGGACACUCAAACCUCAAAUUGAUUUCCAGAUUAGGGUUAGAGAAAUUCGCCCGGAAGAAGAAAGUCACCUUUGAAGCACUCCAGUAAGUCAGAAGUAGAUGCUGCUGUUGAAACUUGCUGAGGGAGCAUCAAACACAGGUCUCCUGGCUGGCUUUUACGCUGAGGAAGAUGAUCAAUACAUGGCCGGUUUAAAUUAUUUAGCCCCACUCCUUUCACUUCGUGCACUGCACUUACAGGCAGCGCUUCCAUAAAACCGUGGCUCUUUCAUAAACCCCAUUUCUUCCUUUUCAAUAGCUCAUUGACUCGGGAACCGAGCUCCAUUCCGUCCGCAGCAGAUAUUUUCAAUGCCGGAUCUCGGCGAGACAUACGCUUGCGUUCCCUCCACUGAACGGGGACGGGGAAUCCUGAUUUCGGGCGAUCCAAAAUCCGAUACCAUUCUCUAUACCAAUGGCCGAUCAGUCCUCAUGCUCGACCUCAACAAUCCUCUUAACGUCUCGGUUUAUGGUGAGCACGCUUACCCUGCCACCGUCGCUCGCUAUUCCCCCAACGGCGAGUGGAUCGCAUCAGCUGAUGCCUCCGGCACGGUUCGGAUCUGGGGGGCCCGCAACGACCACGUAUUGAAGAAGGAGUUUAAGGUUCUGUCAGGUCGGAUCGACGACCUCCAGUGGUCACCUGAUGGCAUGCGGAUCGUGGCGUCCGGUGACGGUAAAGGAAAAUCGUUUGUCCGAGCCUUCAUGUGGGAUUCAGGAACGAAUGUCGGGGAAUUUGAUGGUCACUCAAGACGUGUUCUGAGCUGUGCUUUUAAGCCAACUAGACCAUUCCGGAUUGUGACAUGUGGAGAGGACUUUCUGGUCAAUUUCUAUGAAGGACCACCCUUCAAAUUCAAGUUGUCUCAUAGAGAUCAUUCAAAUUUUGUCAAUUGCGUAAGGUUUUCUCCUGAUGGCAGCAAAUUUAUCAGUGUCAGUUCUGAUAAAAAAGGUAUAGUAUAUGAUGGGAAGACUGGAGAGAAGAUUGGAGAGCUGUCUUCUGAUGAUGGCCAUAAAGGCAGCAUUUAUGCUGUCAGCUGGAGUCCUGACAGUAAACAGGUCCUGACUGUAUCUGCUGACAAGUCAGCCAAAGUUUGGGAAAUUGAAAAUAGUAAUGGAAAGCUGAAGAAAACUUUGACCUGUCCUGGCUCAGGUGGACUGGAUGACAUGCUUGUUGGGUGUCUUUGGCAGAAUGAUCAUCUUGUUACUGUUUCUCUUGGGGGUACAAUUAGUAUAUUUUCAGCGAGUGAUCUUGAUAAAGCCCCGCUGCAGCUAUCUGGACAUAUGAAGAAUGUCACUUCAUUAGUUGUGCUCAAAAGUAACCCAAGGUUUAUACUGUCUAGCAGCUAUGAUGGCCUAAUAGUUAAAUGGAUCCAAGGCAUUGGUUAUGGUGGUAAAUUACAAAGGAAAGAGAAUUCUCAAAUCAAAUGUCUUGCUGCUGUUGAAGAAGAGAUUGUUACAUCCGGAUUUGACAAUAAGAUAUGGAGGGUUUCUCUUCAUGGGGAUCAGUGUGGAGAUGCAAACUCGGUUGAUGUUGGGAGUCAACCAAAAGACUUAAGCCUUGCCAUUCUCUCACCUGAACUUGCUUUGGUCACUACAGAUUCGGGAAUUGUUAUGCUUCAUGGUACAAAAGUAGUUUCAACAAUAAAUGUUGGUUUUGCUGUAACAGCAUCCGCAAUAGCACCUGAUGGAAGUGAAGCCAUCAUUGGCGGUCAGGAUGGUAAAUUGCAUGUAUAUUCUGUCCAGGGUGAUUCCCUUGUGGAGGAGUUGGUCCUUGAGAAACACCAAGGUGCUAUUAGUGUCAUACGUUAUUCUCCAGAUUUUUCAAUGUUUGCAACAGGUGAUGUAAAUCGAGAAGCUAUAGUCUGGGAUCGUGUCUCCAGAGAGGUUAAGCUGAAGAACAUGUUGUACCACACAGCACGUAUAAACUGCCUUGCUUGGUCUCCAAGUAGUACCAUGGUUGCUACUGGAUCCCUUGACACUUGUGUUAUAAUUUAUGAAAUUGACAAGCCAGCGUCUAGCCGAAUAACCAUAAAGGGAGCUCACUUGGGUGGAGUUUAUGGGCUAGCUUUUACCGAUGACUCAACUGUAGUGAGCUCAGGAGAAGAUGCUUGUAUCCGCGUUUGGAGGUUAACACCACAGUGAAAGAGGUUGGAGUUGGUCUUGUUUCCUGGUAGCUGUUCUUGAGGCAAUGAUCCUACAAGCUGUUUAUUUUGUUUAAAUCGGUAUUGCAUUGGAGAUUUGAAGCUGAGACCUACCUAUCUCAACUCUGCAGUUUUUAAUUCACUGACCGGUGAGUUAAGCCUAGUUUCAGCUUCUUCGGCCCCGUGCCCUCACCUCACAUGGUUUGUUUGUUUGUUUUUUUUGUUUUUUUUUUACUAUGCAUUGCUUGAUAUUUUCAUUUUCUGUUCCUUUUGUUUUCUUUUAAGUUUUCCUUUUUCUGGGGGGCACUGCGUUAUUGUCCCCUUUGUUUUAAUCUGAACCUCAACCACGAGUUGAAAUAUGUAUCCUCAUCUUUUUAUUACAGAAUUGCAACUGUUGUACAUUUACAGAAUUGUGUAAUGAUCAGCGAUUUAGAA